GAGCACACCGCAAGUAGCUAGCUAGCUAGCUAGUAGCUACUCGGAGUGACAAACAAAGCUUGUCGCUAACGCGCGCCGCAGCGUGGUGCGUGGGCAUGGCGACCACCACGACGGCCAACCGCCUCGGCCUCCUCCUCCUCUUCGCCGUCGUGGCGACGACGGCAGCUCCGGCCGUGGCCGCGGGCCCUGCAGCAGCAGCAGCCGCUACGCCGCCGUCGCCGUUGUUCCGGAGGGUGUACGCGUUCGGCGACUCGUUCACGGACACGGGGAACACGCACUCGACGACGGGGCCCUACUCGUUCGGCUACGUGUCCAGCCCGCCCUACGGCGCCACCUUCUUCCACCGCUCCACCAACCGCUACUCCGACGGCCGCCUCGUCGUCGACUUCCUCGCCGAGACGCUGGCGCUGCCGACCUACCUCCCGCCCUACCUUGUUACCUCCAACUCCUCCGGCAACACCACCGCCGUCGGCGUCAACUUCGCGGUGGCCGGCGCCACGGCCAUCGAGCACGACUUCUUCGCCCGGAACAACCUCAGCAUCGACGUCACGCCGCAGUCCAUCAUGACGCAGCUGGACUGGUUCGACGCGCACCUCCGCUCCGCCUCCGCCGGGACCGGCGAGAGGACCGCCGUCGCCGACGCGCUCUUCUGGGUGGGCGAGAUCGGCGCCAACGACUACGCCUACACCGUCAUCGCCCGCGACACCAUCCCUCCCAAGCUCGUCCGCACCAUGGCCGUCCAGAGGGUCACCGCCUUCGUCGAGGGGCUGCUACAGAGAGGCGCCAAGUACGUGAUCGUGCAGGGGCUGCCGCUGACGGGGUGCCUGCCGCUGGCCAUGACGCUGGCGCGCGCCGACGACCGCGACGCCGUGGGCUGCGCCGCCUCCGUCAACCGCCAGAGCUACGUGCACAACCGCCGCCUCCUGGCGGGCCUCCGCGAGCUCCGGCGGCGGCACCCGGGCGCCGUCGUCGCCUACGCCGACUACUACGCCGCGCACCUCGCCGUGAUGCGGGCGCCCGCCCGGUACGGCUUCAGCGAGCCCUUCCGGACGUGCUGCGGCUCCGGCGGCGGCGCCUACAACUUCGACCUCUUCGCCACCUGCGGCUCGCCGCAGGUCACCACCGCCUGCGCGCGCCCGGCAGAGUACGUCAACUGGGACGGCGUCCACAUGACGGAGGCCAUGUACAAGGCCGUCGCCGGCAUGUUCUUCGACGAACAUGGCGGCGAGGCCUACUGCCGCCCCGCGUUCAAGGAUCUGCUGGCCAUGAAAGCCCAGGGCAAGCCGUGAUCACCGUCGACACCCACGAGAAUGAGAAAGCACGUUCCAAUAAGGAAGCGCACCAUAUGUAGUUCUAUGAUCAAUGUUGCGUGCUUUUAGCUAGGAUCAUCAGUAGAACUGCAAUUCUAUCGUGAAGAUUUCAUGUCAUCUUCAUCUUGAACCGUUGACAUUUAUCAGGCAUUUAUAAUUGAAGCCAUAACAUGAUGAUGAACCUAAA
This is a messenger RNA of Sorghum bicolor (sorghum), 1497 nucleotides long. Its product is annotated as GDSL esterase/lipase At3g48460. Bases 96 to 1289 code for a protein of 397 amino acids. NCBI's taxonomy places the organism in Eukaryota, Viridiplantae, Streptophyta, Magnoliopsida, Poales, Poaceae. The record is from RefSeq and is a predicted model, not a curated record. The transcript is spliced from 2 exons. Gene Ontology annotation, molecular function: hydrolase activity, acting on ester bonds.